Molecule: messenger RNA, 4236 nt
Organism: Acipenser ruthenus (sterlet)
Lineage: Eukaryota; Metazoa; Chordata; Actinopteri; Acipenseriformes; Acipenseridae
Product: zinc finger protein 660-like
Exons: 3
Coding region: 313-1599 (428 amino acids)
Biological process (GO): regulation of transcription by RNA polymerase II; central nervous system development
Cellular component (GO): nucleus
Molecular function (GO): RNA polymerase II cis-regulatory region sequence-specific DNA binding; DNA-binding transcription factor activity, RNA polymerase II-specific
Source: RefSeq, a predicted model, not a curated record
UGUUUUCGCUUCGGUCCCUCACAAUAUUUUUCCCUGAAGGAGAGAGAGGAGGCUGGAGAGGCUGAAUUAACGAAUAAUACUGUCCAGGGGUCUGCAGUUACAGAAGAGUGCUAAUGGGGUUGAAAUAGUCAGUGUUCAUGUGGUGCAGAGGAGUCCACAUCAAUGAACUGUUGCUGUUGCUUUAAGGUGCCUGUUUACCUGGGAAGAAACAAGACUGCCAGAGCCGUGCUGCAGAUAUCCUGCUGACAAUACCUGAAACAAUUUAUUCAGAAGACAAAACUGGAUUAUCCUUGUGAAAGAGAAGAUUCAACGAUGGAGCCUGUCCAUGUUAAAGAGGAGAGUCUUGUACUAGAAUCAGUCCAUAUUAAAGAGGAGAGCCCUGUACUAGAAUCAGUCCAUAUUAAAGAGGAGAGUCCUGUACUAGAAUCAGUCCAUAUUAAAGAGGAGAGUCCUGUACUAGAAUCAGUCCAUAUUAAACAGGAGUGUCCUGUACUAGAAUCAGUCCAUAUUAAACAGGAGUGUCCUGAACUAGAAUCAGUCCAUAUUAAAGAGGAGAGUCCUGUACUAGAAUCAGUCCAUAUUAAAGAGGAGCAUCCUGUAUUAGAAUCAGUCCAUAUUAAAGAGGAGAGUCCUGUACCAGAAUCAGUCCAUAUUAAACAGGAGAGUCCUGUAGUGGAAUCAGUUCUUAUUCAAGAGGAGCUUCCUGAAGUAGACCAUUUUCAUGUCAAUGAGGAGGGUAACCAUUUUAAAACAAGCAGCUUGCAGGGCUCUCUGUCCUGUACAGAAUGUGGAAAGAGUUUCAGUCGGUUACAAAACCUGAGACGUCACCAGCGAAUCCACACUGGAGAGAAACCGUAUGUCUGUGCUGACUGUGGGAAGAAUUUCAGUGAGUCAGGUGUCUUGAAAAUACACCAGCGAAUCCACACUGGAGAGAAACCACAUACUUGUAAUGAAUGUGGAAAGAGUUUCAGUCAGUCAAAAAGCCUGAAACUUCACCAGCGAAUCCACACUGGAGAGAAACGACAUGUCUGCUCAGACUGUGGGAAGAGUUUCAGAUGGUCACAAAACCUGAAAUUUCACCAGCAAAUCCACACAGGAGAGAAACCAUAUGUCUGUUAUGACUGUGGGAAGAGUUUCAGUCAGUCAGGCUAUUUGAAAAAACAUCAGCGAAUUCACACUGGAGAGAAACAACAUGUCUGUGCUGACUGUGGGAAGAAUUUCAGAGAUUUACAAAACCUGAAACAUCACCAGCAAAUCCACACAGGAGAUAAACCGCAUCCAUGUAGUAAAUGUGAGAAAAGCUUCAACCGGUUAGCACGUCUUAAAAAACACCAGUUAAUUCACACAGGAGAGAAGCCACAUCACUGUAAUGACUGUGGGAAGAGUUUCACAGAGUCAGGCAACUUGAAAUUGCACCAGCGAAUCCACACUGGAGAGAAACCUUAUGUCUGUGCUGACUGUGGGAAGAGUUUCAGAUGGUUAUACAGCUUGAAAAUGCAUCAGCAAAGUCACACAGGAGAGAAACCUUAUCACUGCUGUCACUGUGGGAAAUAUUUUACUGCUUCCAGUUCUCUUAAAAGACACAAAUGCAAAGUUUAGGCAGAAUGUGAGUGUGAUUAUACCUGCACUGCCAGUCUUUUUAAACAGCAGCUUAAUAUAAAAACUGUGAGAACUCUGGUUAAUGUCUACAGAUGACACAAAUCCACCAAUAGUAAACACACUGUUCUAAAGCCAUCACAUUAUAAAGUACAUUCCUGGUAUGCAAUAAGGCCCAACAGGGUGUCUAUAUACAUCGAAUAUACAGACGUCUCGGAGCGUUGUGUGAUACAAGGUGAAGCCGAGUGCCUCCAACCCCUGAGAAGUCUGUAUAUUCAACGUAUACGGUGUGGGAGAAAUUCAUAGUUGUAAUUGAAUGUACUUUGUAAAAUGACAUUUCAAAUCUGAAACUAUGAGGCUUAAGAUGCUGUGAUGAUAAUUAAGUGUGUCUUCCCCCACCCUUCUCCCAUAACAUUCAAGAUCUGCUUCAAAGGACUGGAUAUUAAUAACAGAGAGUCGUAAAGAUUUAAAUUGGUUUUAGUUUAGAUUGCCUGCCAGUGUGGUCUUAUCUGUUAAUUAAGAAUGUCUGUGUGAAAGCCAAUAUAUCAUUUUCUUUGUAUGAAAGGUUAAGAUGUGCGACACCUGGUGGUUACGAGGUGCCAUGACUUUCUCCCAUGACUUGAAUUGUUACCAUGAAACAUGGAACGUUUAAGUGAAUAGAAAUUACUAAUUUCCUUAUUUUGAAAGUGAAUACAAAAACAAACCUUUACAAGGGUGUAAUAUUAACUUGUAUAGCAAGCUCAGGGUUUUAGAUUUACUAAAACUAUCAGUUUGAAAUGUAACAAAUAAGUAAAAACCUAACUGAUUUAAGUUGGUUUUAGAAUCAUUUUAAUAACAAAUCUGCCGGACGCAAGUUUAAGAGUUGUUUCAGUAUGUUUUCCCAAUGAAAUUGAAAUGUUUAUUGUGUUUUAAUGAAGUUCGAAGUGCGAAUCAUUCUUACAUUAUUUCACUUUAAUUAUUAUAUAACGUGUUUAAUAUGCUUGUAACGGUAAUUUAGUUCGGAGAAUGAAACUGACAUGUUUAUCCUUCUGCGAUCAAUAUAACUAGCUAGCACAAAAUGAAGUUUUGUUCUAUACAUGUUUUGAAUUCUGUUCUGUCUCUUUCUCUCUCUCUCUCUCCAUGGAGGAGGGUCGCUCCCUGUUUUAGUGACGCACAUUGCUUGUGUAAAAGGAAGCGUCAUUCAAACUUUGUAAGCCAAUGAAAGGGCUGAUUUUGUAGCUUCCUGUUUUACCCGGAAGUGAUUGGAUCACCAAAGUAAACUCCUCUUUGGGCGCUAUAUUUAAAUCAAAACACGCAUGAGCUCGUUCUCUUGGAUUCAGACUCAUCUUGCCAUGAAGUAACCAUUGAGCCUUCGCUUGCAAUGGGGACCCAUUCAAGCAUCGUACGUAUCUUCAUCCUGAAGAAGACUCCUCGCUGCUACAUCCUGCAACUCUACAUGUUACAAAGAAGACAACUGCAUUCCAACAAGGACCACAUCUCCAGAAUAAGUGUUACGAUUCAAAGACUUUAAGAUUCAAAUAAAAUACUAUGUGUAGAAAGAUCUACAUGCAAACCAGAAGCAAAAACAUUGAAUACAGCGUAACACUUUGCUGAAAUUAAAAGUACACUGAUGCACAAUGAAAAAGCAACAGUCUAGGCUUUACAUCAAUAGCUCUUUGGGCACAUACAUAAUGUUAGUUACAUUUUAAAUAGGGAGCAGAUAGGUUUGUUGAUUGUUCGAGUUGUAUUGUUCCUUGGGAUAAUAAAAUACUGAGCUCAAGUCAUGAUGUCAUAAAAAUGACUAAGAAUCUGUAUAAAUAGCCAUUUGAAAAUACAUGAUUUUAAUUAACUCAAGAACAGCAAAAGAUGCAACCAUGCUCUGCUUGAGUAAUGAAGAUUGCCUGGUUGCUAUCGGCAUGAUUGAAGGCAUCUGUGAGAGAAGUUGCCCGGAGAAUGAGGUGUUCUGCUUCAACAAUCAGCAGACUAGUCCAGAGAAACCAGGAAACCGGCUCUGUGAGGGACAGGCCACGUCCUGGAAGGCAGAGGUCACCACACCAGCCCAGGACCGUUAUGCCGACUGUUGCGUUGUUCAAGCCAACCAGUGGAGCGGUGGAAGUGUGAUGAUGUAGGGAAUCUCCUUUAACACAAGAACGCCUUUGGUGCAGAUUGAGGGCAACCUUACUCCUCAGCGAUACAUUGACCAAGUCCUUGAGGCAACAGUUUUUCUGUUCUUGCAAGGAUAUCCGGAAGUGUUGAUUUUCCAGCAGGACAAUGCAAGGCCACACAGUGCUAGGAUUACAAUUGCACGACUUCAAGAAAACAAUGUCAAGGUCUUGCCAUGGCCAGCUUUUUCUCCUGUCCAAUAGUACAUCUGUGGGACCAAAUCACCAGCGCCAUCCACAGGAGACAACUGCAACUAGCCAACCUUCAAAGGAAGAGUGGCGGAACAUCCCACAGCAGUCUAUCCAGAGGCUGAUCAGGUCUGUGCACCAACACUGCCAGGAUUAUGUUAAUGCUCAGGGAGGUCAUACACGAUACUAACUGUAAAGUUUUCAUUUUGACAGUGUGUCACGUUUCAUACGGAAAACUGAUUCUUUGCUCUGUAUUUUUUAGUGAAUUUGUUUGAUAUCUAUGUUUAAAAUAUUUGAUUAAAUCCAUUAG